This is a messenger RNA of Salvia miltiorrhiza (redroot sage), 8988 nucleotides long. RefSeq lists its product as uncharacterized. The record is from RefSeq and is a predicted model, not a curated record. The transcript has 16 exons. Lineage: Eukaryota; Viridiplantae; Streptophyta; Magnoliopsida; Lamiales; Lamiaceae. Gene Ontology annotation, molecular function: hydrolase activity; protein binding; helicase activity. The coding region runs from base 180 to 8771 and encodes 2863 amino acids.
CGCUCUUUACAUUUUCCAACACUAUUUCUCACCUUUUUCCACACACACUUUUCAUCUUCCCAACUUUUUUAAUCAAUGAAUAAAUCUCUCCGAUUUCUCACUCUUCUAGUGGAACAACUUUGCUCAAUCGUAUUGCACGUACGGAAGAUUCUGAGAAUUUCAGUUUGUGGAGCUGAAAAAUGGAGGAAAACUGUUCAGGAACUAGUAACCGAUCGUGGCCUAGAGAUGAUUUUACUGAUUUGCUGUUUUCGUGGUCUCUAGUAGACAUUUUUGACGAGGAUGUGUACAAGCAUCAGGUGGAGAAGAUUCCUGAGGUAUUCGAAAGUGUGGAUCAUUAUCUUUUAUCUUAUGCGUACCCGUUAUUAGAAGAAACGCGUGCUGCAAUCGCUGCUUCCUUGGAAACUGUUUACAAGGCACCUUUCUCUGAAGUGGUAUCUCUCGGCGUGGCAAAAACAGACUCACUUGUGUACAAUGUUAAAGUUGACAACUGGAGAAACAAAAUCACUGAUCGUGGCAAAGAGCCAUACAGAACAUUGCCUGGUGAUCUUGUAUUGCUAUCUGAUUCGAAACCUGAAAGUGUUUCUGACUUGCAACGCAUUGGACGGAUGAACACUUUUGCAUCUGUAGUCAACAUUUCUGACGAUGAGAAUGGUGAUAAUUGUUCAUCCUCUGCUUUCAAGCUUAAAACUGCUCACAAUGUUGAAGUUGAUGAUAAGAAAAGCAAGUCACUCUAUGUGGUUUACUUGACGAACAUAACCACUCACAAAAGGAUAUGGAAGGCAUUAAAAAUGCGUCGAAAUCUGAAGAUCAUUGAGAAAGUAUUAGUCAAGAAUGACCUGGGUGAGGAAAAUUGUGAAUUUUGCCCUCAAGGUCUUCACAGUGAAGUCGAGGAGAAGUUUCAAUCAACUUUAUUAUCCAAGUCAAAUGAAUCACAGCUUGGGGCAAUUAUGGCCUCUAUAAGCAAAAUUGGAUGCAAGCACCAGUCUUCUGUGGAGCUGAUAUGGGGUCCACCCGGGACUGGCAAGACAUCAACCUUAAGUGUCUUGCUCUACAUCCUCUUAGAAAUGAAUGUGAGGACUGUCAUCUGUGCUCCAACAAAUACUGCAAUUACAGAGUUGGUUUCUCGUGUGACGACACUUGUGAGAAAUGCAGUGAAAACUGAAAGUGGGAAGAGCAUGUUGACUUGUCCUUUUGGAGGAAUGCUCCUCUUUGGGAACAAUGAUCGUCUGAAAGUUGGUUCUGACAUUCAGGAAAUUUUUUUAGAUUACCGUGUUGAUCGGCUUACAGAAAUCUUAGUACCACUAACUGGCUGGAGGAAAUGUGUUUCGUCCAUGAUUGAUUUUCUUGAGGGUUGUGUUUCUCAGCAUAGAAUCUAUGUGGAAAAUGAACAGAUCAAAUCCGAAGAAAACUUUGAUGGUGAAGCUGUGCAGUCUGGUACCAAAUCAUUUUUGGAUUAUGCUAGAGAUAGAUUUAAGAAUUUAGCAUCACCUUUGAGAAAUUGCAUGCUGACAGUUAUCACGCAUUUACCAAGAAGUUUUGUUGAUGAGGGGAACUACGAAAACGUGGUGCAACUUUUUUCUCAUCUUGACUCUCUAGAAAAGUUGUUGUUUGAGAACAAUGGCAUGACGUCUAAGCAUUUGGAGACUAUCUUUGCGCAACAAAUAAUGAUUGGUUCUGAUUCCUUUCUUGAUGCAUCAUCCUUACAGUGUGUCAGAAGCCAGUGUCUGUUCGUUCUAAGAUCUCUUCUGACUUCUCUCAGUAGAUUUGGCUUUCCAAAAGCAUUUGGUAAAAGUUCAAUUAAAGAGUUCUGCUUCCAGAAAGCUUCUCUGAUAUUUUGCACUGUAUCAUCGGCAUUCAAGCUACACUCAGUUGAUAUGGAGCCAUUCCAACUACUGGUCAUCGAUGAAGCAGCUCAAGUAAAGGAGUGUGAAACAGCCAUAGCACUUCAGAUCAAAGAUGUGAGGCAUGCUAUACUUGUUGGUGACGAGUUUCAAUUGCCCGCAACAGUAUCUAGCAAGCUGUCCGAAGAAGCUGGCUUUGGGAGAAGCUUGUUUGAAAGAUUAAGCUCAAUGGGUCAUCCCAAGCAUCUGCUUAAUGUGCAGUAUAGGAUGCAUCCGUCAAUAAGUUGGUUUCCCAAUUCAAAUUUCUAUCAAAACCAAAUAUUGGAUGGACCUAAUGUGCAGAGCAAAAGCUAUGAAAAAUCAUAUCUUGAAGGGGAAAUGUUUGGUCCCUAUUCAUUCAUCAAUAUCCGUGGUGGAAGAGAGGAAUUGGAUGAUGUGGGUGUCAGCAGAAGAAACAUGGUUGAGGUCGCUGUGAUAGUGAAGCUUGUGCAGAAACUCUUCAAAGCCUGGAGUAGCUCAAAAGGAAAUCUGAGUAUUGGUUUGAUUUCUCCCUAUGCUGCUCAAGUUGCUGCAAUUCAAGAUAAGCUUCAAACUAGAUAUGAUAACCUUGAGAGGUUUACAGUUAAGGUGAAGUCAAUUGAUGGGUUUCAAGGUGGUGAGGAAGAUAUUAUAAUUAUAUCAACUGUAAGGUCUCACAAAGGUGGAUCCAUUGGUUUCUUGUGUAGUCCUAAAAGAACCAAUGUUGCUUUGACCCGAGCUUGUCAUUGUCUAUGGAUAUUAGGAAAUGAAAGAACUUUGAAUAGAAGUGAUUCAGUUUGGACAGCAAUAGUGUCUGAUGCCAAGAAUCGGCGAUGUUUCUUCAAUGCUGAUGAAGAUAGCGACAUUGGAAAAACUAUUGUAGAUGUUAAAAAAGAGUUGGAUCAAUUUGAUGAUCUUCUAAGUGGGGAGAGUACACUUUUCGAAAAUUUAAGGUGGCAGGUUUUGUUCAGUGAGAACUUCCGGAAAUCUUUUCAGAAACUGAGAUUCUCUCACACAAAGAAGUUGGUCAUAAAUUUGCUAAUAAAGCUUGGAAAUGGUUGGCGGCCUAGGAAAGUAAUUGUGGACUGGAAAUGUGAGAGCUCUUCAUACAUCAUAAAACAGUUUAAGGUUGAUAUAUACUUUGUUGUAUGCUCCAUUGACAUGAUGAGGGACUCCAUCCAUAAGCAAGUUUUGAAAGUGUGGGACAUAUUGCCUAUGACGGACACCAUAAAAUUGUUGAAACGAAUUGACAGCAUAGCUUCUAUGUAUACAGAUGAUUUCAUCAAUCAUUGCAACGACAAGCUAUUUGAGAGGAAUUUGGAGGUGCCAAUGAGUUGGCCGCUCUCCAGUGAUAUAAUACGUUUCAAGGAUCCCAGUAGCUCCAAAUUAGUCUCUGGUGCAAAUACUAGCUCGGCUGAAUGCAGAACUUAUGUUGAAAACUCAAAAGUUAGCGAAAGCUUGUUGCUCAUGAAAUUCUACUCCUUGUCAUGUGGUACUGUAAAUCAUUUGCUGUCGGACUUUGAGGGUAAAUGUAUUGAUCUCCCAUUUGAAGUUACUGACGAGGAACGGAAAAUAAUACUUUUUAAGGAAAGCAGUUUCAUAUUGGGUCGUUCUGGCACUGGGAAGACGACUAUACUAACUAUGAAGCUGUACCAGACAUUUCAGCAGUUCUGCAUUGCUUCACGAGAUUCCAUGUCAGUUGACGACAAUGUGAGUAUUACUGAUGAAGUUGAUGAUGACAGCGAUGUGAGUGGCACCGAUGAAGUUGAUGUUGAACAGUUGCAUGGUGGACCCACGGUUCCUGUAUUACGCCAGCUAUUUGUCACUGUCAGUCCAAAACUGUGUCAUGCUGUUAAAAAGAAUGUAGCUCAGAUGAAAAGCAUUGCUACUAAAAGCUUCUCUGGACAGGACUGCGCCAGUAGUAUGGAUAAUGUUGAUGAAGUUUCUGAAUUUAAAGAUAUCCCAGACACAUUUGUUGGCAUUCGAGAGGAAAAAUACCCUCUUAUAAUUACAUUUCACAAGUUUUUAAUGAUGCUCGAUGGCAGUCUGGGAAUGUCAUUCUUUCAGAGGUUUCCUUCUGUAAGAGAUUCCCCUAUUUUUGAAGGCACAAGAUCAGUCGCACUACAGACUUUCUUGAGGAAGAAUGAGGUAACUUAUGAUCGAUUUUCCUCUAUCUAUUGGCCCCGUUUCAAUGAAAAGCUGAAGAAGAGUCUUGAUGCUUCAAGAGUUUAUACUGAGAUAAUCUCACAUAUUAAAGGAAGUCCUCUGGAAGGUGAAUCGUGUGAUUACAAGCGAAGCAGACAGGAUUACUUAUCAUUGUCCGAGAGUAGGAGAUCCACCCUAUAUGUGGAACAAAGAGAUGCAAUAUAUGAUAUCUUUGAGGACUAUGAGAAAAUGAAGUUGGAGCGCGGUGAAUUUGAUCUUGCUGAUUUUGUGAGUGAUAUUCAUCUCAGAUUCAAUGAAGAAUAUUUUCCUGGUGACAAAAUGGACUUCGUCUACAUUGAUGAAGUGCAAGACCUUACCAUGAGGCAAAUUUCCCUUUUCAAAUACAUCUGCGACAAUGUUGAUGAAGGGUUUAUGUUUUCUGGUGAUACAGCUCAGACAAUUGCCAGAGGGAUUGACUUUAGGUUUGAGGAUAUUAGAUCCUUAUUCUAUACUGAGUUUGUUAUGAGAUCUCGAAAUCCUGAUUUUGCAGGUAAUGAAGACAAAGGACUUAUAUCCGAUAUGUUUAAUUUGUCCUACAAUUUCCGUACCCAUACUGGAGUACUUAGAUUAGCUCAGAGUGUUGUAGAUCUUAUAGGCUAUUUUUUCCCACAUUCCAUUGAUAAGCUGGACCCAGAGACGAGUCGUAUAUAUGGUGAGUCCCCCAUUGUUCUAGAGCCUGGAAGUGACGAUAACUUGAUUAUAUCUAUUUUUGGACAUAGCGGAAAGAGUAGUGGAAAAUGGGUGGGUUUUGGCGCCGACCAGGUUAUUCUAGUAAGGGAUGAUUCGGCAAAAAAGGAAAUUUCUGACUACAUUGGUCAUCAAGCUCUCAUUCUGACUAUAGUGGAGUGCAAGGGCCUUGAGUUUCAGGAUGUUUUGUUGUAUAACUUCUUCGGCUCCUCACCGUUGAGCAACCAAUGGAGAGUUCUGUAUAAAUUCUUAUAUGAAAAAGGUCUUCUUGCUGGUGAUUCUCUGACGUCCUUUCCGAGUUUUAGCCAGUCAAGACACAAUCUGCUAUGCUCUGAAUUGAAGCAAUUAUAUGUGGCGAUUACUAGAACAAGGCAAAGAUUAUGGAUUUGUGAAAACAAUGUAGAGGUUUCCAAGCCAAUGCUUGAUUAUUGGAGGAAGUUGUCACUCGUGCAAGUGAUGAAAAUAGAUGAUUCUAUGGCGGAGGCAAUGCAAAGGGCUAGCACUCCUGAAGAGUGGAAAUCGCAGGGUAUGAAGCUCUUUUGGGAAAAGAACUAUGAGAUGGCGACAAUGUGCUUUGAAAAAGCUGGUGAAGAGACAUGGGAGAAAAGGGCUAAAGCCUCGGGACUUCGAGCUGUUGCUGACAGCCUACGCGGUUCACAUUCUGAAGAGGCAGCUACAGUGCUUAGAGAGGCUGCAGAAAUAUUUGAUUCAAUUGACAUAGUUGUAUCUGCAGCUGAAUGUUUUUGCGAAUUGGGGGACUAUGAAAGAGCAGGAAGGAUCUAUCGAGACAAGUGCGGUAAGUCAGAAAUAAGAAAAGCUGGUGAAUGCUUCUCAUUGGCUGGAAAACAUGAACUUGCUGCCAAAGUUUAUGAGAGCGGGAACUUUUUCAGAGACUGCUUGUCAGCUUGCUCCAAGGGAAAUCAUUUUGACCUUGGUUUGCAGUAUAUUGAAAAGUGGAAGCAGCACGCUCUAUCAAACAGCGUAAUAAUGGCUAAAUUUAUGGAGAUUGACAGAAUUGUGCAAGAGUUUUUGGAAAAUUGUGCUUUACAGUGUCACAAGGCAAAUGAUAAAAAGUCGUUAAUGAGGUUUGUUCGAGCUUUCUGCUCAGCAGAAUCCAAACGCAACUUUUUAAAGUCACUGGAUUACCUUGAAGAGCUUUUGGCUUUGGAAGAAGAGUUAGGAAACUUCAAUGAGGCUUCUGAGAUUGCCAAGAGUCUAGGAAACACUCUACGAGAGGUUGAUCUACUGGAAAAAGCAGGACAUCUUUCUAGUUCAUGUUCAUUGACAUUGUCUUACGUUCUUUCUAAUGUUCUGUGGGGAUCUGGUAAUCGAGGAUGGCCGUUAAAGUCCUUUCCUCAGAAAGUGGAACUUUUAAAUAGAGUGAUGUUGGUUGCGAAGAAGGUUUCUGAAACCUAUCAUGCGUCAAUUUGUGCUCAGGCCAGAUUUUUGUUAUAUGAUCACAAAAUUUUGUCUGAAUUGAUACAGUUUUACAAUGCUUCAAAGCAAUACGAAACUCCAAUUGCUGAAGUUCUUGUUGUUCGGAAACUUCUAGAUGUACAUUUUGGCGCGAAUGUUGCCAAGUACAAGUGGGAUCGUGAAUUGCAGUUGGAUUCAAAGUCAUUCAAUCAGAGACUUGCAAGAAAUGAAGUCUCUUCUGGAACACUUGUUUACCUUUGGAACUUGUGGAAGGUACACAGUUUAGAGAUAUUAGAAUGUCUCCACAGCCUUGAAAAGACAGAUUCCAUUGAACUAGAAGGCCUUGUUGUGUUCUGUUUUCAUUACUUUGGAUUGAGGUUGCCCGAUAAUUCGUGUGUCUCCUUCCACUUGCUGAACCCUGAUGCUGCUUGGGUGAAAAAUGUUGAGGGUUUCAUUCGCUGGAACAAAAAUGUGGCGACUUUAGAACCUCGUCAUUUUGCAUCAGCUGCUCGUAUAUUCUGGCUACAAGAAUUAGUUGUUGUUGGACUUAAAGUAUUGGAAGCUCUUCAACGUCUUCACAAUAAUCCCAUGAUGAUGCAAUUGCUGGGGUACUGCAAAAGUAUGUGUCAGCUACACAUAUUCGACAUUGCAAAGUUCUUUAUGGAUUCGAAGUUUAUUACUUUGAACUUCCAAGAUAAGAGGAAAUUGCAGGGUCUUGUGGAGCAAUGUACUCAGUAUGCUGAUGUUGUUUUCCCAUUGGACCCUCGAGUCUCAUUAUGUGAAAACAUGCUUUCUUUGAGAGAAACUGACCUUUCUAGAAAUUUACUUGAAGAAAUUGUUAUCAGAAAUAUUGGUGGAAGGAGGGAACUGAGUAGUGGGCAGAUUGGACGGGCAGUGAUGACAAUGCUAGGAAAUGGCAAACUGAAGAACAGCUUCUAUGAUAUAAUUUCUGAAAGGCUUUCAAACGGCACACCUUGGAAGUCAUUCAUCGAGAAUCUCAGGGGCCCCAUUGAGUCAGAUUCUGCGAAGGAAUCUAAAUCUGGCAAGUCUAUUGGAGAUGGUUCACAUUCACAACGUGUGCAAGAAUCUCCACUGAGGUGCUCAAGGGAAGCUUUGAGUGAAUUACUGCAUAGUGCUUUGGAAGAGACUUAUAACAUCAGUUGGAGGCUGUAUGACUAUAUAUCUCCAAACUGUUUUCUUUAUCUUUUGGAAAGAAUGUUGAUCUUGGCUCCUCAUCCAAGUGGCUUCUUUUAUACAACAAAGUCCUCUUUUGUUGAAUACUUGGUAAGUAUGCCACCGGAUGCCAAUCCCAGAACCAGUUUGGCAACGCACAACAGAUCCCGACCAGAUAUCAUGAUUAGGUUUGUUCUCCUGGUGGUUGAGCAGUUUCUUUGUAACAGACUUGAAUCUGUUGAAUGGACUAAGAAAUCUGCCAUCAAAUGCAAUUUUUAUAUUCCUGUGCUUCUGCUGAGAUCUAUCAUGAUUCUGUGUGUGCUGUCUGUAAACUGGGGCUUAAACUUUGAUAUACUCAAUCAGAAGAUGUCCCGAUUGGAUAUCACAUCCCACCUGCCAAGAGUAUUCUGUGAAGCUCUUCGACCUAGAAGGCGAAGUUAUGUUCAAUUUGUAUCAGCAGUUGCUACUGCUUUCAAGCUUGUUGGUGAUCCUCUUGUCAUUGUGGAUUCGGGUGACAUCAAUCGCAACUUCACAUAUCCUGAUGCUGUCUUACUCGACUUGAGAUCCUUCUCUUGCAGAGCUGAUAUCAUGACAACUCUAUUUCCUAGGAGCACAGCAGCGUCGGAUGGUCAGCCUACUACGGUUGAAACUAAUGUGAUCGAGCCCAGCAGUGUAGUCAUGCCUCCUGUUGUCAGCAAUAAAGACAAGAAUGCUGCUGUGGAAUCUUCAGAAAUGGCUUCAAAAACUGCUUCAAGCUCAAGUUCAGUGAAUGGAAGUGGGAAAUUGCUAGUAAACUGGGAUUUUAUUGGGGAGAUUUCUGAAGCAUUAGAGUCAUAUACAAAUAGAAACGAUGAAAAUCUAAAGAGUCUUUUUCUGGGAAAGAAGGUGGAUUUGGAGGGCCAUAUAAGCUUGAUAACUGGUACUAUUGAAUGCCUAAUUGAACAGAGGUCUGAUUCUGGUGAAGAAAAUGAGCUUCCAUUUGAUGCCAGCAGCUUGGUCAAUGAUUUACGUACUCUUAUGUCUUUGUUACACACAAGUGAGUAUGAUUCUAAAGCCCUGGCAGAGAUAGGGGAGCUUCUGAAGAGCAUGGAGGCGAGGCGGCCUGAGCUAGAGGUGCUAACGAGCUUGCUUGUAGGGAAGAACGACGACAGUGUAGUUGCUGACUCUGAAGAGAAGGGUGAUGACAAAAAUUCCGACAGCAAUGUUGAAGAUGAGGAUAGUGAAACAGAGGAUUCAGCAGCUGUGGAAGCUGAACCCAAUCCCAGCAACAAGGGAAAAGGAAAGAAUGAGAAGAAAAACAAUUCAAAGAAAGGGAAUUCAGCAGCUGAGGAAGUGGAAACCAAUUCCAACAAAAAGGGAAAGGGAAAGAAUUCAAAGAAUAAUAAUAAAAACAAAGCAAAGAAGGGGAAAGGUGGUAAGAAGAAGAGGUAGCCAGCUUUGAGGCAUGCUAGCUUGAAUUUGAUAAACGACUAGUUUUAGAGUUUCGGAUGGUUCGAGUUUGAACGAGCUUUAGUCUUGAACAUUAACCUUCUACCGCUAGACCAACACAUGCCCACAACAACGCGUAGUUUAGUUUCGAAGGAUAUUGUGAAAUGGGAAAAGGAAGAAUGUUGAAAAGUUUUAAAAACUUGAAAUAAUUUUUGAAUGG